GCAAAGCUAAUGACUCAAGUAAAAUACGGAUCUGGGGAAGUAAAAAUCUGGGGGCCGCGUUCUCCUGCAUUCAAACAUCAUUCGAGGUCUGCGACGAAAUGGCCGCCAUUGGACCAGACCCACCGACCGAGGACUUCAGCCACAUAGAAGAGGAAGACAUUGCGCCGACCAAGCAGGAAGUAUCCUCGGCGUCUUAUGUGACAAGGAUCGCGUCCAUCGAGCCGCCUCCCAAUGGCGGAUGGGUAGCAUGGUCGCAAGUGCUAGGCGGGCACAUCAUCACGUUCUUUACUUGGGGUUUUAUCACUUCCUUUGGCAUGUUUCAAGCGCACUAUACCUCCAUUGGUCUCUCAACACCAUCCAACAUCUCAUGGAUUGGCGCACUUACUGUUUUCUUCCUGCUCUCAAUCCCUCUCUGGUCAGGUGCAGCGUCAGACACGGGACAUUUCAAGCUUGUGCUACGUAUAGGUAUUGGACUGUGGCUUAUUGGUAUCUUUAUGACAAGCAUUUGCAAAGAGUACUGGCAAUUUGUGCUUGCCCAAGGGGUUUGCAUUGGGGUAGCAAACGGAUGCAUGUUUGUUCCUAUGGUCUCUGUUAUCUCAACAUAUUUUGAUGCAACCAAACGGAGUUUUGCAAUUGGCAUUACGUUAUGCGGCUCAGGAACAGGAGGUCUAGUUAUCCCAAUCAUGCUCAACAGGCUGAUUGACCGUAUUGGUUUUGGCUGGGCGUUGAGGGUAUUAGGAUUCAUGGCUCUGGUCAUGCUGUUGGUUGCGGAACGGCUGCUCAAGAAACGUCUCCCACCAAAGAGCUCAGUCAAAAUGCUCGAAUUGAGCGAGUUGAAGGAUGCAGUCUUCGAUCUUUUUAUUCUCGGCUCGGUAUUCUGCUUUGCAGGUCUCUGGUUCGCUUUUUUUUACAUUAAUGCCUACGCUCGGAGAACCCUAGGUCUGACGCUGGAAGAAUCAAUACCGCUCUUGUUGGUGCUAAAUGGCGUUGGUAUACCAGGGCGUUUACUGCCAGCUUAUAUCGCAGAUCACUAUUGCCGACCACUGACUAUCAGCUUAGUCGUCAGUUUUGUGACUGCACUUCUACUUUACUGCUGGAUUGCGAUUGAGUCGACGGCUGGCAUGUAUGCCUUCGCAACGCUAUAUGGAUUGUUUGCUGCGGGCUUGCAAGCCAUGUUCCCUGCAACACUAGCUGACCUAACCUUGGACACUAAGAAGGUUGGAACAAGAAUGGGUAUGGGAUUCGCGUUGUCCAGUUUUGGUUGUCUCAUUGGAGGCCCUGGUGGAGGAGCAUUGGUCGAGGCUGGCAGUGGGUCGUUUCUGUAUGGACAAGUGCUUGCUGGCUCAUGCGGUGUAUUAGGAUUUGCGUGUUUUCUGGCUGCGGCACUGAUACACAAGAAGCAAGCAAAGCAUCUGGAAGACGUAUAAGUCAGUUUUACAAUAGUUUGUCUGAUCCACACCCUUGGUGGAAGAUGAUCAUCAGCCCAAUCACUUGUUUCCUGAUG
Molecule: messenger RNA, 1504 nt
Organism: Boeremia exigua
Lineage: Eukaryota; Fungi; Ascomycota; Dothideomycetes; Pleosporales; Didymellaceae
Product: major facilitator superfamily domain-containing protein
Exons: 3
Coding region: 99-1427 (442 amino acids)
Biological process (GO): transmembrane transport
Cellular component (GO): fungal-type vacuole membrane
Molecular function (GO): transmembrane transporter activity
Source: RefSeq, a predicted model, not a curated record